AGAACAGUGAAGGAGUAAAAACAGCUAGCCGAAACUUGACGGAAAGUGUGGUGUGAAUGUUACAAAAUUAUUGGCACGCUGUCAUAUUUUAAUUUUUUAUAUGAGCUAGACAGCAUAAUGAAGCAAUCAUGCCGGUAGCUAUUGGAAUCGACGCUUUCACUGCGUUUGAGAGGCAACUUAGAACAUUAUGUCUUACAGAAUUUCCCUGCGGACGAGGAUCUUGGCGCACCUUGAGUGACAAGAGUCUACCAGAAUCACGUUUCACUACAACGCUGAAAGAUGUCGGAGCCCAUAAAGAGCAAGAGGAGACCCUCGAGGAGUUGAUCUCCUCCACUUUCUCUCCGUACAGCGUCGACUACAGCUGGAGUUCAGAAGCCAAACAGCUACGAGACAUCGCUGUUAAGAGUCCCUGGCUCAUCAGCAAUCAAUUUAUUCUGGAUCACUUCAAGUCGCUCAGAAUAGUGGACAAGAAUGUGCAUACAGUUGAUGACGGUUUACUCAAGUUCAGGAAUCUUGAAGAACUUACGUUGAGUGUGAAUAAACUGAGAGCAGUUGACACCCGUAAUAUUCCAAGCACGCUAAAGGUUUUGGAGCUUGUGGCCAAUCAGAUCAGUGAUUUGGAACCGUUAUGCAACAAGCCACCUCCCACUUUAAGUCACCUUGGCCUUGGUCUAAACAAGAUCUCUGCUCUACAUGACUACAUUACGGGAACCUACUGGCCCGAUCUAUUAUCUCUUGAUCUGAGUCACAAUAACCUUUGUGACCUCAUCGAGGUUGUGCAGACGCUAGCAACGCUUCCCAAACUCAGGAAUCUCGUCCUAAUCGGUAACCCUCUGGCAUUGAUACCAGGCUAUCGAGGUUUCAUUAUAGACAGCCUACGAAGUCUGACCAUUCUUGAUGAUAUUGGGAUCUCCGCAGAUGAAAAGCACCACUUCAAGGGUCUGGCCAGAAAAAUAGAAUUUAUUUUAGACGAGGCAAAGGUUACUGUCAAGGUUGGCAUGGUGACGGGCAUUCCAAUGCCCCCAGAACUUCAGGCCACUGAGGAACAGCCCGAGUUUCCCAUUGUUACGCGUACCUACUAUGUAGAGUGCAUGUUCCUGGAGGAUUUCCAGGCUAGGGUUUUGUCAGCUCAGAGCAAAGAUGUCGCAUCGCUCUUGACUGAUAAAGAAACAGGGGACUUGGAGAAGGACUCGGGGCCUCAGCUACCAAGUUCAGACGAUGUUGUUGAGCAAAUGGGUAGUGAUGAACAGUGCAUCAAUACUGCAGAACCAGUCACAAACCAAGAUGGACCUGUCACAGAGGGAACAUUUUUCACAGAAGCCGAUGAUGAAGACCAAUCAGAUCAGCAGCCACCCCCCUCAGCCAGUAAUGGUACAGACCACUCAGGUUCACCGCUGCCUCCAUUAAAGCUAGUUCCAUACCGAACAGAGGGGUUGCAAUGGUCUGAGGAGGGCCUGGAAUUCACCUGGGAGCACGAGUUGGUCAUCGAUGAUUUGCCUGCGCUGAAGGAGUUUUUGAAGAGGGGAAUGGCAAUCACUGUGAAAGAAGACAAGGUGCUCUCCGUACCAGCAGAGGAGGGGGAAGAGAAGGCCAGCGAAGCAGGCAAGAAGGGAGAGAAGGGAGGAGGAGGAGGAGGGGGACAUGCGAAGUCGGCCAAAACCGGGAAGGAUAGUAAAAACGAGAAAGAGAAACCCAAGGAAAAACCCGGAGGUGGAAAGGGGAAGAAGAAGAAAGAACCGGAGAUAGAAUUGAUCCACUCACCUCCAGAGGUGACGGUUCUAGGUCUUUACACUGUGGAGUUAUCUAGCUUCAUUGAUGGGGACUAUAGCACUGAGGAGACAUGUAGGUGUGUAGGAGGAUUGCUGGAUGUAGGGGAAGAGGAGGAGGAGCAGAAGAAAGAGGAGGGCUCAGAGUCUAAGAAGGACAAAAAGAAGAAAAAGGAAAGUGGAGACACCUCAAAGGCCAAGAAAGGAAAAGAAUUAAAAGAAAAAGACAAAGACAAGGGCAAGAAAGCUGGCAAACCCGAUAAGAAAGAUUCCAAGAUGAAGAGGUCCGAAUCGCAGCUCAGCGAGGAUGAGGAGGUACAGACUCCGCCCCCUCCCCUCACCGUACAUCUCCAGGUUGAUCUUCAUCGGUGGCUGACGGCGAGAGAUUCCAUUCCUAAACCCAAAGAAGUUCAGAAACCAGCGGAAGAGGAUGGAGGGAAGAGUGAGGCUGGAGGUCAGACGUAGUAGGAGAUUAAAUGCUAAGCAGCAACAAGUUAAAAAAUAUUAGUGCUAAGCGAUGACAAAGAGUCUGGACAGAAGCACGCCCGGUUCAUUCUUCCUGCCAAUGCAAAAUGAAUUUUGACGUCACAGCCCUUUUUUUGCUGCAAAUGUCUCACAGGCGUUGAGCACAU
This is a messenger RNA of Asterias rubens (European starfish), 2398 nucleotides long. Its product is annotated as leucine-rich repeat-containing protein 43-like. NCBI's taxonomy places the organism in Eukaryota, Metazoa, Echinodermata, Asteroidea, Forcipulatida, Asteriidae. The record is from RefSeq and is a predicted model, not a curated record. Gene Ontology annotation, molecular function: protein binding. The transcript is spliced from 16 exons. Bases 129 to 2231 code for a protein of 700 amino acids.